This is a messenger RNA of Cucurbita moschata (crookneck pumpkin), 687 nucleotides long. Its product is annotated as glycine-rich protein 5. The coding region runs from base 25 to 642 and encodes 205 amino acids. The record is from RefSeq and is a predicted model, not a curated record. The transcript has 2 exons. Lineage: Eukaryota; Viridiplantae; Streptophyta; Magnoliopsida; Cucurbitales; Cucurbitaceae.
GGGAUACAGAGUGAGAGAGAGGUAAUGGAGAAGCUCUUUGUAAUGCUCUUCCUGGCUGUUGUUGCGGCGGCUACGGCGGCGCGUAAUGUUCCCGGUGCUGAGAAGGUGCAGUUCGUGGACGCCGUUCAAGUCAAGGCGGCGGAGUUGCUGGCGGCGGGUGGUGAUGCUGGUCGUGAUGAGAAGACUUUUAUCUACGGCGGAGUUGGUGGAUUUGCUGGCAUGGGCGGGUAUGCAGGGUUGGGUAUGCCGAUGCUGGGUGGCUCUGCUGGGAUCGGGAAAUUUGGUGGAAUUGGAGGUUUCGCCGGAAUUGGUGACCCGGGUGGCCUCGGCGGUAUGGGCGGCGGAGGAGGAGGUGGUGGUGGAAUAGGUGGUGUGGCUGGGCAUGGAGGUGGCGGAAUAGGUGGUCUAGCUGGGCAUGGACUUGGUGGAGCUGGCGGAAUAGGUGGUAUAGUUGGGCAUGGACUUGGCGGAGGUGGCGGAAUUGGUGGUAUACCUGGACAUGGACUUGGAGGAGCUGGUGGGGUCGGAGGAUCCGGCGGCGGUGACAGUGGAAAUGGUGGAACUGGCGGGAUCGGAGGAUCAGGCGGUGGUGGAGACGGCGGAGCAGGCGUCGUUCCAGUCGGUGGCUCUGUUCGGCCAUAAAUUGAUGUUAAAAUGUUAAUUUCCACCCAAUUAUCUCGUUUUGUU